Molecule: messenger RNA, 1724 nt
Organism: Euleptes europaea (tarantolino)
Lineage: Eukaryota; Metazoa; Chordata; Lepidosauria; Squamata; Sphaerodactylidae
Gene: RTKN
Product: rhotekin
Exons: 12
Coding region: 3-1724 (573 amino acids)
Biological process (GO): septin ring organization; signal transduction; actomyosin contractile ring assembly
Cellular component (GO): actomyosin contractile ring
Source: RefSeq, a predicted model, not a curated record
ACAUGCAGGACAAACUGCGCAUCCUGGAAGACCUGAACAUGCUGUACAUCCGCCAGAUCGCCCUCAGCCUGGAGGGCACGGACAUCCAGAAGAAGAUCGACCAUGAGAUCCGCAUGCGCGAGGGGGCCUGCAAGCUGCUGGCGGCUUGCACCCAGCGCGAACAGGCCCUGGAGGUCACCAAGAGCUUGCUGGUCUGCAACAGCCGCAUCCUGGCCUACAUGGCCGAGCUGCAGCGCAUGAAGGAAGCCCAGGUCAUGCAGCACAUGGCCCGGCGUCCUUCGGAUGCUGGUCCCACAGACGACCGCUUGCCCUGUCGGGGCAGAGUCUGCAUCUCGGAUAUCCGGAUCCCUCUGAUGUGGAAGGACACAGAGUAUUUCAAAAACAAGGGUGAUCUGCACCGCUGUGCCAUCUUUUGCUUGCUGCAGAUUGGCACAGAAAUCUAUGACACCGAGAUGGUUCUGGUCGACCGGACACUGACAGACAUCUGUUUUGAGAGCGCCGUCCUCUUCACGGAGGCAGGUCCGGACUUUGAGCUAAAAGUGGAGCUGUACAGCGCAGGCCUGGAGGAGGACUCGGCCCUCGGCAACACCCCAAAGAAACUCGCCAGCCGCCUGAGCAGCUCUUUGGGGCGUUCAUCCGGGAAGAGAGUCCGAGCAGCCCUGGACGGGGGUGUUCCCGGCAGCCCCGUGAGCAAUGGAGGCAGCAGCCCAGUCCUGCUUCCGGCCCCCAGUGUGGCAGGCCCCAAGUACCAGCUGCUGGCAUGCACCACCCUCCGCCUGGCUGACGUGCAGGACGCCUUCCGGACCCAUGACCUUGUCAUCACUGGCCACGAGGAGAGCUCCUUCUGGCUGCCCCUGUAUGGCAGCGUCUGUUGCCGGCUGGCUGCCCAACCCCACUGCAUGGUCCAACAGAUGAUGAGUGGCUUCCUCAGGGUGCAGCAAGGUGAACAGCCAGGCUGGCUCCGGCUCUUCUGUGUUCUGCACGGCCCCAAACUCCUCUGCUACCACCGCCCCCAAGAGGCUGAAACCCAGGUGGAGCCUGCGUUCACCAUCACUGUCAGCAAGGAGACGCGCAUCAGGGCGAUGGAGAGGGACCCCAAAGACCGACUGCCGAGCAUGUUGGUCACCAACCGCUACGGGGGCGAGGGGGUAACCCACACGCUGCUGGCUGAGAACCGGGCUGAGACGCAGCGCUGGAUGGAGGCCUUCUGGCAGCACUUCUACGACCUGAGCCAGUGGAAGCACUGCUGCGAUGAACUGAUGAAGGUGGAGACGCCCUCCCCACGCCGGCCCACUGCCCAGCUGCCCAAGCAGGGCUCUUUGUACCACGAGACAGCUAUUGAACCAGCGGAUGACAUCGAGGCUGUGACAGAGAUCCUGGUGCGGCGGGGGGUGUCGGGCCUGGGAAGCCCCGUGUGGCUGUCCCUCUUUGAGGGGCCAGGGUCCCCUCCUGCCGUGGCUUCAGACAGCGACAGCAACUCCAGUGCCAGCCCACGCCCGUGGCAUCCUCCCUGGGGGCGGCCUCGCACCCUCUCUCUGGACGCCAAGCUCAGCAUGCUGAACGGACGCUCGGACCGCCUGCCCCCUCCUCGGUCCCACGACCCCUCGCAGUCCAGCUCCAGCUCCUCCAGCAGUGGCAGCCCCACCCCGGAGCCAACGCGGCCGCCGCGCCCCCAGGCCCACCCGACCUUUGACCCUUGUCUGUGGCUGCAGUCCCAGGUCUGA